UAUGUUCAACUGUCAUUUGGAGAUCAGCAAAUUUUGAAUAUUUUGUUAAAUGUUUCAUAACUCAUAGCGGAGUUUUCCAAAUUUUGGUUUGCUUUGGCAGCUGUUUUGCUAUAUCAUAUUGUGGCCCUCUUUAGGUUGCUCCACUUUUAAAUUGUACAGAAGUAUUUUGUUUCGGACCAUUCCCAUGUGUGAGCCAAAGAGUAGAAUAAAGGCAACGCCUCCUCGUUGCUUGCGCUGCUGCCCGCCCUGUUGCAAUCCCUGCCUCUGCUGCCCGCCCGAAUGCUGCAAGCCAUGCACCGCCUACUGCAUAUUCGACUUGGAGAGUGCAGUGUUUGAUACUCGACAAAUCUAUCAACGCGCUUGCCGUGAGCUCCUGGCCAGCUAUAAUAAGACUUUGCCGGAAGAGCUGAUCUUGCGCAGCGCUCCCAUGGAGACGCAGGAGAUGGCUGAGCUGAUCUGCCGCAAGUGCAAGCUGCCCAUAGCCUGGGAGAACUUCCUGAUCCAACUGAACGAGCACACGUGCGAGCUAAUUGGCAAUCCGCCGAUGAUGGAAGGCGUGGAGCGGCUCGUCACCCAUCUGCAUGAAAAUUGCAUUGGCCUGGGUCUGAUCACGGGCAGCAGCAGAGAGAUCUGCAAGAAAAUACGUGGAAGAGAAGAGUUCUUCGGCCUGUUCGAUCUGGUGCUGUGCGCCGAUGAAUAUAAUAGGCCCAAGCCGGAGCCGGAUUGCUAUUUGAUAGCUAUGCGUCGGCUAUGUGAUCCGCCCUGCGCCGAGUGCUGUUUGGCCUUCGAUGGCACCACCAAAGGUGUGCAGGCGGCUAAAGAGGCACGCUUGAAGGUCAUUAUGCUGCCCGAACCGGAGCUGCCUUGCUGCUGGUCAGAGCUGGCAACGCAACGGCUCGAAUCUUUGAUCGAAUUCAAUCCCGAGGAGUUUGGUAUGCCCUACCUGGAGCCGCUGCCCGAACCACCGCCACCUGUGACACCUGAAUAUAGCGAGCCUGACCACAUGGAGUACUCCGACGCCAUCGCCAACGCACAGGAUGAUGAGGAGGCAGCUGAGGACAACGAGGAGCCACCCGUCGAUUAGAUAUAUGUAUAUAUAUA
Drosophila hydei is the source of this 1101-nucleotide messenger RNA. RefSeq names its product probable pseudouridine-5'-phosphatase. The record is from RefSeq and is a predicted model, not a curated record. The transcript has 2 exons. Gene Ontology annotation, molecular function: phosphatase activity. Lineage: Eukaryota; Metazoa; Arthropoda; Insecta; Diptera; Drosophilidae. Bases 185 to 1084 code for a protein of 299 amino acids.